GGGCUCCGCGGGGCUCCCGCAGUGCCGCCGGCACCGGCGGGACGGCGAGCGCCGGCUGUCUUCUCCGAGGCCGGCAUUGAGCCGCGUUUCGCUUCGCUUCACUGUCUCCGGAGCUUCCCCCCCUCGCUUCCCCGGCCUGCCGCCUCCCCUGCUCGGCUCUCCGCUGCCGCGGCCCUGGCUGUGCUGUCCCGGGAGGUUGCCCCUGUGGAGGCACGGGAGGCGUUUGCUGCAGUGUCGUCCCCCAGCUGAAAGGAGCUGUAAGCAAACGCAUAGGGGCACAACUUUAAAGGACGAGAAGUGGGGGAAGAAAGAGCCAGCAGUCUCAGCAUCUGUAAUCAAGUUUUCUUCUUUCUGAAAUAGUUGUUUUUGUGUUGGGAUGGGUAACCCGAUGUCUUUGCAGUGACUUGAAAUAGUUUGGACUUAUGUAAACUGGAAGAUGUGGAGUGGGCUGUUACCUCCAGGACUGAAUGAAAGUGAUGUUGAUCUAAGUUCUGAUGAUGGAGACGAAUCACCUGAUUCCUGUUCAAAGCAAGACACAAAAGAAAAUACUGAAAGAGUUCAGGGGACUGGACAGGAAAGUAAUGCCAGCAGUGAACCUCUUGUACCAGUGACAGAUGAAGAAAGUGAAUCUCAAAUGUGCCCUCCUGGAGUUUCUGUGAAUAUCUGGAAUAAAUUUGUGGAGCUUCAGAAGAAACACCGUGAAAUGAAAAUGCAAGUGAAAGAGGAAAACAGGUGCCGAAAAAGAAAGCGCCACCGAAAAGCAAAACAGAGAAAGACUGAUGAAGUGGCUAAAAGUAGUCAGCAGUUGGAAAAUGAAGAGAAAUGGAAAGAACUCACACAAUACUUUGGAAUCAACGAUAGAUUUGAAUCACCUGUGAACAGCAGGGCUCCACAAAAGUCUGGCCUUGAACUGAGCAUAGAGAAGUGUGUGGCUGAAGGUGACAUUGCCAAGGCUGAGGAGCUGAGUGACAGAUUAGCCAUUCGUGAGCUUGGUGUGAAAAUUGCCAAAGCUGCCGCUUGCCGCAACUUUGUAAAAGCCAAGCAAGAAGCAGAGGCUGCCCAAGAAGCUCAAAAGAAAAAGAAGCUUGCUUGGGGAUUCGAAGCCAAGAAAAGAUGGGAAACAAAAAGCAACAUGGGAUACAUGUAGUCCAUCCUAUUUUCCUCAGGAGUCAAAUACCUGUUGUUACUUGAAGAAUUUUUGUGGACAAUUUAUUAAAUCUAAACAUAAAACUCCCCAAAACACAACACAUCAAAUGCCUGGUAUUUAUCCUAACACUUUUAAACUGCACUACCUUGUUUUGUCACUGUCUUAUAAAUAAUACAGAAAAAAUACUAUCUAAACAUCAGUACUGUGUUAAAUUUUCCUCCUGGAUAUGAAACCUAAAGAUAAUGCAUUUCAGGUUGAAUUUGGAGUCUGGUAGAGAAUUCUCUGAAGUCGAAAUAAAAUCUUUGGUCCAAA
Molecule: messenger RNA, 1459 nt
Organism: Taeniopygia guttata (zebra finch)
Lineage: Eukaryota; Metazoa; Chordata; Aves; Passeriformes; Estrildidae
Gene: FAM204A
Product: family with sequence similarity 204 member A
Source: RefSeq, a predicted model, not a curated record